CACACUGAACACACUGCACGUUACAAGUGUGUAAGCACUGAGAAAUGGUAACACGGUUUUUGCCGCGUUUUUUACCAAAACUACACAAAGAGUUCCUCAGAGUUAAUCAACUUAGGAAAUAUCGGAGCAAUAUGAGUGAAGUAAGUGAAGAAUCAACGCCCGCAAAACGCAGCACACCACCCACAAUUGGCACUCACAACGGCACAUUUCACUGCGAUGAGGUGGUUGCCUGUUUUAUGCUGAAACAAUUGCCGGAAUAUGAGAAUUCUGAGAUCUUUAGGAGUCGUGACGACAAAGCAUUGCAAGAGAAAUGUGAGAUCAUUGUGGAUGUUGGCAGUGAAUUCGAUCACGGCAAGAAAUGGUACGAUCAUCACCAGCUAACAUUCAAGGAUACAUUCAGCACAUUGCGACCCGAGUUCGAAGAGAAAUUCGACAUUAGACUGAGCAGCGCUGGUCUCGUUUAUUGCUACUAUGGCGAGCGUGUGAUUCAAAGCAUUUUGCAACGUGAGCGUAACCUACAGUUAUCGCCACAAAAUCUGAAACUCGCCUUUCUGCAAAUCUAUCGCAAUUUCAUCAGCGAACUGGAUGCCAUUGACAAUGGUGUUCCUAUGUUUGAGGGCGGUGAGCCACGCUACAAGAUCUCCACUCACCUCUCGGCUCGCGUUGGUAAACUGAAUCCAUCGUGGCAGGACUCAAAUCGCAGCGCCGAUCAAGAUCAACGUUUCCACCAAGCAAUGGCCGUGGCGGGUAAGGAGCUGGUAGAGAAUGUUCUAGAAGUGGCCUGCUCCUGGAUUGCAGCACGCGACCAUGUGCGAGCUGCACUGGAACAGGCAAAAACUGUGCAUCCCAGCGGUGAAAUUCUAUUGCUGGAUAAGUUCUGCCCCUGGAAGGCGCAUUUGGUCGAUCUGGAGAAGGAAUAUCAAGUUGAAGGCGUGCCCAAGUUGGUCGUAUUCAAUGAUGGCUCAAGUUGGCGUGUUGCGGGGGUGCCUUUGACACCCAGCAGCUUUGUUGGUCGCAAGUUUUUGCCCACACCAUGGCGUGGUCUUCGCGACGACGAAUUGUCUGAGCUGGCGGGAAUUAAAGAUCUGGUAUUUGUGCAUCACACAGGCUUCAUUGGCGGUGCCAAGACCCAAGAGGCAGCCUUGGCCAUGGCCACCAAAAGCAUAGAGUUCGUCGAGAAUUAAAAUAUAAAAAUGCAAAAUAAAUCCCUCGU
Drosophila nasuta is the source of this 1213-nucleotide messenger RNA. Its product is annotated as MYG1 protein C27H6.8. NCBI's taxonomy places the organism in Eukaryota, Metazoa, Arthropoda, Insecta, Diptera, Drosophilidae. The coding region runs from base 45 to 1184 and encodes 379 amino acids. Gene Ontology annotation, cellular component: cytoplasm; nucleus. The record is from RefSeq and is a predicted model, not a curated record. The transcript has 2 exons.